CAUUAUGGGUAUGUUGAGAUAAAAGAUGAGGGAAGGAAAAGUAGCGGUUGUAACUGGAGGAAAUGCUGGCCUCGGUCUCACACUGUGUAAGCGCCUACUCUCUGAACACAAGAAUCUGUAUCUCUGUCUGGCCUGUCGGAAUCAGAUAAAAGCCGAAGAAGCAAAGAAAACCCUUGAGGCGUCUCACCCUUCUGCUGUGAUAUCAAUAGUGAUCCUAGAUACGUCCUCUGUACAGUCUGUUUAUGAGGCAGCUCAAAAUAUUAAGAGACAGUUCCACCAUGUGGAUUUCCUCUAUCUCAACGCUGGAAUGAUGCCCGUGUCGGGAGUUAAUUGGGAUACAUUCUGCAAGGGCCUGUUUUCCAGGAAUUGCAUAUUCAUGUUGUCCACUGGUACUGGGUUGUUGAAAUGUCUUGAUGAUACAACACCUGAAGGAUUGAAACAAGUAUUUGCUACAAACAUUUUUGGACAUUUUGUGUUGAUAAAUGAGCUAGACUCUUGUCUGGGCGGCCCUGAUAGACCGACACAAAUCAUCUGGACAUCGUCAAGUGCAGCAGCACGAGAUAACUUUGACAUCGAAGACAUACAGCAUACAAACGGCGAGGAGCCAUACAAGUCAUCUAAAUAUGCCAUCGAUAUGCUCAGUGUGGAACUCAAUACGAGACUCAAUAAGAAGAACAUUUAUUCUCAUUCAGUAUGUCCUGGUCUGGUCAUGACGAACCUCACUUGGGGAAUUCUGCCAGCGUGGUUCUGGAAAAUCAUGUUUCCCUUUAUCUGUCUGAUGCGGUUCAUUGUUCCAAGUUUAACCUACAGUGCAUACAGUGGCUGUGAAGCCUUGGUUUGGCUGAUAAGUCAACGGCCUGAAUGUCUAGAUCCACUUAGCAAGUUUUAUAGCCAGUGUUCUGUGUGUGGGACACCGUCCGUGAAGGCAAAGCAGAUGUCUAUAGAUGUUGAUGAAGCUAGCGAACUGUACAACCAGCUCAGUGAUCUUAACAUGACCUUCCAUGAGAAGUACAAAGAUAAACAUAAGAUAUUGAGAUCGUGAAAUUCCUCUUAAUUCAAAGAGAUUUUUCAUCCUAUUUAUGAACAAUGUCUACAGUAAUAAUUCUACAAAAUAAAACAACUCCGUAUUAUUUAAUCUGAAUUCUGGUUACAAGAAUUGAUGUGUUUUCUUGUUUUUAGAAUUGUACAUUGUGAUGUCGAAACUUAAUAAUGGAAGUCCACUGCUUGCAGUUUAUUCUUUCAGUUUUAAAUCUCCUGAAUCACUUUUUAAACAUAUUUAUUCUUUAUAUUUAUACAAUCAUGUGUAUGUAAUUGUAUUGUGUUACCCUGUGAAUUCACAUAAUACUUCUGGUAAAUCAUAGGGUUAUGUUAUUCAAGAUUUUCGUUUUUUAAUAAAUAUUUUGUUAGUGUA
This is a messenger RNA of Gigantopelta aegis, 1411 nucleotides long. RefSeq names its product 3-keto-steroid reductase/17-beta-hydroxysteroid dehydrogenase 7-like. The transcript has 10 exons. Gene Ontology annotation, cellular component: endoplasmic reticulum membrane. The coding region runs from base 26 to 1042 and encodes 338 amino acids. The record is from RefSeq and is a predicted model, not a curated record. Gene Ontology annotation, molecular function: 3-beta-hydroxysteroid 3-dehydrogenase (NADP+) activity. Gene Ontology annotation, biological process: cholesterol biosynthetic process. Lineage: Eukaryota; Metazoa; Mollusca; Gastropoda; Neomphalida; Peltospiridae.